Messenger RNA from Triticum turgidum subsp. durum (durum wheat), 615 nucleotides. NCBI's taxonomy places the organism in Eukaryota, Viridiplantae, Streptophyta, Magnoliopsida, Poales, Poaceae. The record is from the annotation of a GenBank genome assembly.
AUGCUCUUCACCAUGUCCAAGCUCAGCGGCCACGGCGGCACCAGGCUCGGGUGGGCGCUGGUCAAGGACAGCGAUGUGGCCAAGAAGAUGGUCUACUUCGUGUAUGGGAGCACCAUCGGCGUGUCCAAGGACUCGCAGCUCCGUGCCGCAAAGAUCCUCGGCGUCGUCUCCGACGCCUACGAACCUGGCCCCGGGGACGGCACGCAGCUCCGCCUCUUCGACUUUGCGCGACGCCGGACGGGGGAGCGCUGGCGGGCCCUGCACGCCGCCGUGGCGGCAACGGGCACCUUCAGCCUCCCAGAUGAGAUCACGGGCUACUGCAACUUCACCAAGCAAACCGUGGCAGCGUACCCCGGUACGCUAGUAGCACUACAUGCCAAUAUAAUUCCGUCAUUGCUCCAACUUGAUCUGAAUUCUCAUGCAUUCUCAGCCUUCGCGUGGCUGCGCUGUUACAAGGAUGGCGUGGAGGACUGCGCCGAGUUCCUGCGCGGGCACGGCAUCGUGGCGCGGGGCGGGGAGCAGUUCGGAGGAGACGCCAGGUGCGUCAGGGUCAACAUGAUGGACAGGGACGCUGUGUUCAACGUGCUCAUACAGCGUCUCUCCUCCAUAACAUGA